AAAUAUAGAGUGCAUAACCUAAAAGAGAAAUAGGAAAUAUAACUUAAAAAGUAAAAGCUGAUAUGAAUGAAAAAAAAUAAAAUAAAAAAAAUAAAAAAAAUCGAACAAAAGAAAAGAAAAGAAAAAAAGAGUGGGUUUGUUCCUGCCAUUUGAUUUCCUAGUGCACUUGCAUUUAAUUUCCUUCAAAACGAAACCAAAGCUUGACUUGAGUAUGAUAAGAGCGUCAAUGGUCUUAAAAUGAAGUAAUAUUUAUGCUAUGUUUGGAGCAUUUAAUUAACUAGAUAAAAAUAAAAAAUAAAAAAUAAAACAAAUAGAAAUAAAGAGAAAAAAUAAAAAGAAAAGAAGUGGGACUCAGAUUCUCUCCAAUUGAGACGCACACAGUUCCUCCUAUUUAAUCCCCACACAUUGCUCCUCCUUUUUCGUGGCAUGCAAGUCCUGUGAUCCUGUCGUCGUACGUCUCUGCGCUCGAAUAAAGCAAAAGAAGCCAAGAAAUUACGGAAAUUAACACAAAUACAGCAUUCAUGCCUUUUAUUGAAAUCCAAACCUAUUUCUCAGGACUCUUUCUACUUUCUCUCUCUAGACGCAUAUACUGUACACUGUCUCCUUCAUUUUUAUGUCCAUGACUCGAAAGUCUUGGACUCUCUCUCUCUACUUUCUCGCUACAAAAGUAAAUAUUGAAAAUGCGGUUUGCCUUCCAUGAAAGGGAAUCGCUUCCAAGAAAAGAAAGAAAAUCUUCCGCAUUAUCCUUUACGACGAUGUCUUCCAUUCACCAUCUCUCUGUUCUCUCUCACUACUGAAAAGAUCUUCCUAGAAAAUUCUACGUAUACCUGUAUAUAUAUGUAAAUCUUUUUUGCCAAUCUUGGAAUCUUGACAUAUAAUAAGCUGAUUAGUUAAAUAAUUCUGCAUUUGAAGUCAUAUUUACUGAUUACUGAUUUGUCUUGAAGCCACAAUGGCGUCGAGACUAAGAUCGACACCAAAGAAAUCGACUUCAAAAACAGCGAACUCGCUUUCGUCGUCGACUACGUCCUCUACCAAACAGUUUCUGGAAACAUCAGUUGACGGUCUGAGUUCACCGGCGUCGUCAUCGGCGAGAAGUAAGCCGCAAUACUUUUACUCCGAGAGUUUGGAUGCAGAGAGAUCAACAGAGAAUGUAACCGUUACCGUUCGGUUUCGGCCACUCAGUCCUAGAGAAAUUCGACAAGGAGAGGAGAUUGCAUGGUAUGCCGAUGGAGAAACCAUUGUGCGGAAUGAGCAUAAUCCAUCCACAGCAUAUGCAUUUGAUCGGGUCUUUGGCCCUACUACUACCACACGUCAUGUAUAUGAUGUUGCUGCACAACAUGUCGUUAGUGGUGCUAUGGAAGGCAUCAAUGGCACAAUUUUUGCUUAUGGUGUGACAAGCAGUGGGAAGACUCACACGAUGCAAGGCGAUCAGAGGUCCCCUGGUAUUAUACCAUUGGCUGUAAAGGAUACUUUCAGUAUCAUUCAAGAGACUCCAAGCAGAGAAUUUCUCCUUCGUGUCUCAUAUUUGGAAAUCUACAAUGAGGUUGUAAAUGACUUGUUGAAUCCAGCGGGACAGAAUCUAAGAAUCAGAGAGGACACUCAGGGAACCUUUGUUGAAGGAAUAAAGGAGGAGGUUGUAUUAUCCCCUGCCCAUGCCCUUUCUCUUAUUGCUGCUGGAGAAGAGCACAGACACGUUGGUUGUACAAAUUUCAAUUUACUCAGCAGCAGAAGCCAUACAAUAUUUACACUGACAAUAGAGAGUAGUCCUUGUGGCAAAAAUAGUGAAGGAGAAGCUGUUAACUUAUCGCAACUGAACCUCAUUGAUCUGGCUGGUUCUGAGAGCUCCAAGGCUGAAAGCACUGGUGUCCGUCGGAAAGAAGGAUCCUAUAUUAAUAAAAGUCUGCUAACUCUUGGAACUGUUAUAUCAAAGUUGACAGAUCGAAGGGCCGCACAUAUACCAUACAGAGACUCUAAAUUGACAAGGCUUCUUCAGUCAUCAUUAAGUGGUCAUGGACGUGUAUCUCUCAUUUGCACUGUUACUCCCUCGUCAAGCAAUUCAGAAGAGUCGCAUAACACUUUGAAAUUUGCCCACCGUGCAAAACACAUUGAAAUUCUAGCAGCACAAAACAAGAUAAUUGAUGAGAAAUCGCUUAUCAAGAAAUAUCAAAAUGAGAUUCGCUGUCUGAAAGAAGAGUUGGAACAACUAAAGAGAGGCAUUGUUACACUUCCUCGACUGAAAGAUAUUGGUGAAGACGAUAUUGUGCUUCUAAAACAACAGCUAGAAGAUGGUCAAGUCAGACUGCAAUCAAGAUUGGAAGAAGAAGAAGAUGCUAAAGCUGCUUUGUUGGGUAGGAUACAGAGGCUGACGAAGCUAAUUUUGGUCUCCACAAAAGCUUCUCAAUCAUCAAGAUCUCCUCAGCAGCCUUGUCCUAGAAGAAGGCAUUCCUUUGGAGAAGAAGAGCUUGCAUACCUCCCGUACAGAAGGCGAGAUUUGACGUUGGAUGAUGAAAAUACUGACUUACAUGUUUCUCUUGAUGGGAAUGCUGAAUCUGUGGAUGAUACGUUGAAGGAGGAGAAAAGGACCCGGAAGCAUGGAUUGCUACAUUGGUGGAAACUACGGAAGCGAGAUAGUGGAUUGGGGUCUUUGACAAGCACUAGUGAUAAAGCAACUGGAGUCAAGUCUAUUAGUAGACCUUCAACCCCUCAAGCAGAAAGCGUCAAUUGUCGUAUGGAAUCCAGACAUUCACAUUCUCUACAUUCAGAAAGCACUCCCUCUGCAGAUCUUUUAUCAGAGGCGGGACAGGAUAGAGAAGUUUCCGAAAAUAUUUUGGGACAACGGACACCUCUGAGUAACACAAAGACGAUUGACCAAAUAGAUCUUCUGAGGGAGCAUCAAAAGAUUUUGUUUGGAGAGGUGGCACUCCAUUCAAGUGCUCUAAAGCGGCUGUCUGAGGAGGCUGCAAGAAACCCUAAGAGCGAAAAAAUUCAUGUGGAGAUAAGAAAGUUGAAUGAUGAAAUCAAAAGGAAGAAUGAACAAGUAACUUCUCUAGAAAAGCAAAUUGCUGAUUCCAUUGUUUGUCCGCCUGACAAAAUUGAUAAACCAGAAGCACCACAAUCUGUAGCUGAACUUUUGGCACAAUUGAGUGAGAAGUCCUUUGAACUUGAGGUUAAAGCUGCAGAUAAUCGAAUAAUUCAAGCGCAGCUCGACCAAAAGAUAUGUGAAUGUGAACAUUUGCAAGAAACAAUUGCCUCCUUGAAACAACAGCUUUCUGAUUCAUUGGAGUUGAAAAAUGCUAGCCAAGUGGUGUCUCAUUCACAACACUACUCUGAAACAAGAAGUAUCAAGGAAGAAGUUUGCAUAAGCAGAGAAAAUACUGUAUUGAAGGACACAAAUGAAGCAUUGCUUUUUGGAGCACAGGAAACUGAGAUUGAAGAACUGAAACGUAAAGUGGCUGAACUAACUGAAUCAAAAGGGCAGCUAGAACUUCGGAAUCAGAAACUGGCAGAGGAGAGUUCAUACGCCAAAGGUUUAGCCUCAGCUGCUGCAGUUGAGUUAAAAGCGUUGUCAGAAGAAGUUGCCAAGCUCAUGAACAAAAACGAAAGACUAGCUGCCGAGCUGACAGCACAAAAGAAUUCUCUGACCCAGCGUAGAACUACUGUGUCAACCCGGAAUGGGCGUAGAGAUGUUAACAUCAAACGGGAUGACCAAGGUGGAUUGCCUUUGGAUAUCAGGAGAGAACUAGUCAUGAGUCGGGAGAGAGAGCAUUCAUAUGAAGCUGCUCUGGCGGAAAAGGAUCAAAAGGAGGCCGAGCUACAAAGGAAGGUAGAAGAAUCCAAAGAAAGAGAGGCAUAUCUAGAAAACGAACUUGCUGAUAUGUGGGGUCUUGUGGCAAAGCUAAAAAAAUCUAAUGGAGGUGAAGCUGAUGUUCCUGAGUCGACUAGGGGAGUUGAUGGUUUUGAGAUUUGGAAUAAUCCAGUGCUGAGAAAGGCCUAUAACUAAAACUGAUAAAAGUAUAUUUUUUGUUUUUCUUGUGUAUAGGGAGGGAGUGGGAUUUGGGGUUGGCUUUGUAUAUUGUGAAAGGCAUUUUUUCUCUUUUCCGUUGAUUCCUCUGCCAAUUAUGUAAAUCAAGCUAAUUUUUGCUUUGUUAUUGUAUUUUGGGGCAUUAAUUUCAAUGCAAAAACCCUUGUCUACAAGACCAGGGCCCAGUUGUGUUUUU
Cornus florida is the source of this 4217-nucleotide messenger RNA. RefSeq names its product kinesin-like protein KIN-7K, chloroplastic. The record is from RefSeq and is a predicted model, not a curated record. Lineage: Eukaryota; Viridiplantae; Streptophyta; Magnoliopsida; Cornales; Cornaceae. Gene Ontology annotation, biological process: microtubule-based movement. Gene Ontology annotation, molecular function: microtubule motor activity; ATP binding; microtubule binding. Bases 950 to 4000 code for a protein of 1016 amino acids. The transcript is spliced from 23 exons.